Molecule: messenger RNA, 1701 nt
Organism: Eublepharis macularius
Lineage: Eukaryota; Metazoa; Chordata; Lepidosauria; Squamata; Eublepharidae
Gene: PPM1M
Product: protein phosphatase, Mg2+/Mn2+ dependent 1M
Exons: 10
Coding region: 99-1517 (472 amino acids)
Biological process (GO): protein dephosphorylation
Molecular function (GO): protein serine/threonine phosphatase activity
Source: RefSeq, a predicted model, not a curated record
CCACCGGGCUGCUAACUUCCACGGCUCCGCAGUUGACAGGGAACGCGGCGCAGCUUGGCGGGCGGAUGGGGCUUCCUACCCCGCGCUGACUUCGUUUCAUGUCUUCAGACUGGUUUAAAAGGCGCUUCUUGAGCAGCCGGAGCGCUGCAGGGCGAGGGCAAGAGGCAGCUCAGGAGCCGCAAUGGCAGGAGCGCGAAGGAAGGCAGCUCCUGCCACUGCCGUACAGGCGGCCCAAGUUCUUGCGUGGAGUUUCUUGCAGUGAGGAGAGGCAAUCCGGCAAGAGACCCGUCCGCUGUCCGCCUCGAGACAGGCCUCUCCAGUGGAACACGGGCUAUGCUGAAGUUAUCAAUGCACAAAAAUCAGAAUUCAAUGAAGACCAAGCAACAUGCUGUCAGAUUUCCAUUAGGAAGAAGGACUAUGGCAAAGAGGAUGAUCAAGAAUGGCUGAUUCUGUGCUCUACUGAGUAUCUGACUGGCUAUUACUGGGCACUAUUUGAUGGACAUGGUGGCCCAGAAGCAGCAAUUAUGGCUUCCAACUACCUGCACUAUUGCAUCAAGCAGAAACUAGAGGAUGUGGUAAGAAGCAUUACUGAAGACUGUCCCCCAAUGCACCUCAAUGGACAGUGCGUUUGCCAAAGUGACCCACAGUUUGUAGAAGAAAAGCAAAUCCGGCAGGAAGAUAUUGUCAUUGGAGCACUAGAGAAAGCCUUUCAGGAAUGUGAUGAGGUAAUUGGUCAGGAGAUGGAAGCUUCCAACCAAUCAGGAGGCUGCACAGCUCUAGCUGCGCUUUAUCUUCAGGGAAAGCUCUAUGUGGCAAAUGCAGGUGACAGCAGGGCACUCCUUGUUAGAAAACAAAGCAUCAUUCCUUUAAGUACCGAAUUCACCCCUGAGACAGAAAGGCAAAGAAUCCAGCACCUGGCUUUUAUUUACCCAAAGCUAUUAGCUGACGAGUUCACCCGGUUUGAGUUUCCAAGGCGAUUGAAAGGAGAUGAUGUGGGUCAAAAAGUCUUGUACCGGGAUUACUCGAUGCAGGGCUGGGGAUACAAGACAGUAGAGAAAGAUGACCUUAAGUACCCUCUUAUCCAUGGACAUGGAAAACAGGCUCGGUUACUUGGCACUCUGGCUGUGUCACGAGGCCUGGGAGAUCAUCAGUUGAAAGUAAUUGAAACAGUUGUUGAAGUGAAGCCUUUCCUCUCCUGUCUUCCCAAGGUGGAAAUUUUUGACUUGAUGGUACAAAAUAUUAAGGAAGAUGAUGUCCUCAUUAUGGCAACUGAUGGACUUUGGGAUGUUCUGUCCAAUGAAGAUGUGGCCCAAGUGGUCAGGCGCUUUCUUGAAGAAAACAAAACUGACCCAUACAGGUUUUCAGAACUGGCCAAGUGUUUGGUAUGGAAAGCAAGGGGAAGGAAGGAUGGAUACUAUUGGACUCUGGCUAACAACACCCCUGCUUCCUAUGAUGAUAUUUCUGUGUUUGUAAUUCCAUUGCAUAACAAGGAUGAAAAACUAGGAUUGUGUUUCUAAGCAAAAACGACUCCACUGCAUUUUGGACAAUAUUGCUGUUGCUGUCAUGGAAUCCACAGGUACAUAGCUCCUUGGAAGAAGUUCAGUCAAUAAGGGCAGAAUGGGGAAGUUUCAUACGCCGUCACUCAUGACAGCUGCCAAUUUCCAUUACAUAUUUUUUUUUCUAAUAAAAGGAUGUAUUUGA